This is a messenger RNA of Rosa chinensis, 1114 nucleotides long. Its product is annotated as 16 kDa phloem protein 2. Bases 181 to 903 code for a protein of 240 amino acids. The transcript has 5 exons. NCBI's taxonomy places the organism in Eukaryota, Viridiplantae, Streptophyta, Magnoliopsida, Rosales, Rosaceae. The record is from RefSeq and is a predicted model, not a curated record.
AGUGCUUGGCUUGGUAAGUGUGUAUCUGGUGAGAGCCUUUCUCUCUCUAGAGUCGUCCUCGACCUCUGUUAAACUUAAUAUAAAUGCAAAAACUCCAACAGUUGUAGAAUUGUCCAUUUCUCUUCUUUCCUUCCUCCUGUCUGUCUGUCUGAAUUUUCAUUCUCAUUCGAUCCUGCAAACAUGCCUUAUGGAACGCUUGAAGUCCUUCUGGUUGGGGCCAAAGACCUUGAAGACGAUGAUUUUUUCGGUAAAAUGGAUCCCUAUGUCAUUUUAACCUUACGGACUCAAGAGAAGAAAAGCACUGUGGUAGAAGGGCAAGGAUCUGAACCAGAAUGGAAUGAAACUUUUCAAUUCACGGUCUCAUCGGAUGAUGUUACCGAACUCAACUUAAAAAUAAUGGACAAAGAUACCUUCAGCGCAGAUGAUUUUGUUGGAGAAGCAACCAUUCCUUUAGAAUCAGUGUUCAUGAAAGGAAACAUAGCACCAUCUAAAUACAAUGUUGUCAAUGCGGAAAAGGAAUAUCAUGGAGAGAUUACAGUUGGACUCGUUUUCUCCCCUGAGAGAACUAGCCAUCGUGCAGUCGACUGUGAUGAAUAUGGGGGGAGUCAUGGUGGCUCUAGGAGGAGACAUGGCGAUUCCAGGGAGGAGAGGUAUGGUGAUGACUAUCAGGGGAGCUACGGUGAUGACUCAAGGAGGAACCAUGGUGACUCUAGGGAGAGGUAUGGUCAUGAUGACUCUAGGAGGGGCGGCCAUGGUGACUCUAGGGAGAGGUAUGAUGAUGAUGACUGCGGGGGAGGCUAUGGUGAUUCCAGGGGAAGGAGUGGUGGACGGAGAGAGUCAUCUAGGUAUGAGAAGGAGGAGGAAAGCUAUGGUGGAUACAAAGAAUCAUCGUACCGAGAUUGAGGAUCAUGACCUUGGUUUUUUACAGGGUAAUGUAUGAAGUUCAGUUACUAGCUAGCCUGAUCAGUGCAAGAAUAAGGAGGAUUAGUGAUCAUCUUUGAGGUCCCUAUCCUUUAUGGUUUACUUUUACAUACAAACAGAUGCAUCUCUCAAUUUGUGUAUGGACUGGUUGUCGGUCAAUUUUCUUAAUGGUGAUUGCUUUAUAUUUGCUUUA